Lactuca saligna is the source of this 1639-nucleotide messenger RNA. NCBI's taxonomy places the organism in Eukaryota, Viridiplantae, Streptophyta, Magnoliopsida, Asterales, Asteraceae. The record is from the annotation of a GenBank genome assembly.
AUUGCGUGGGCCGAUGGCUGCAAACUUAAGCUAUGAUAAAAUGUCUUCACCGCAGUAACGUCGAAAACUAGGACUUCUUAACAAGAUUUAGGGUUUUGGUAACUUGAUCUCUCCACCUUUCUCUGUUCUUGAAAUCACAACAAGCUUCAAGCUGAUAUCAGAAUGGCGGUCGAUGGAAAUUCGUUCGAAGUCGCUCCCGAGACAGAGGCAUUUCUUUGUGAGCGAUUAUUGGACCAAACGCAGCCAAUUUCGGAGCGGUUUAGAGUCCUAUUCUCCCUCCGGAAUCUUCGAGGCCCUGCCCCUCGCAAUGCUCUGAUCCUGGCAACAAAAGAUUCUUCAAACCUAUUAGCACAUGAGGCUGCCUUUGCUUUGGGUCAAAUGCAAGAUGCUGAUGCUAUUCCUGCUUUGAAGGUUGUUCUUAAUGAUCUUUCUUUGCAUCCUAUUGUACGCCAUGAGGCUGCAGAAGCUCUUGGUGCCAUUGGUUUAGAGAGUAAUAUUCCUCUUCUGAGGGACAGUUUGGAUUCAGAUCCAGCAGAAGAGGUUAGAGAGACAUGUGAGUUGGCUCUUGCUCGAAUUCAGGAGCUUAAAAAUGUUGGUGACACCCACACCCAUCAGUCACCAUUUCUUUCUGUUGAUCCAGCUGCACCUGCUUCUUGCUCUUCUGUACAUGAUCUAAGGGAAGUGAUUUUAGAUGAAGAAAAGGGGAUGUACGAGAGGUAUUCAGCUCUUUUCGGACUCCGGAAUCAUGGAGGUGAAGAAGCAGUUGCUGCUAUAGUAGAAUCUUUGAAUUCAAAAAGUGCUUUAUUGCGACAUGAGGUUGCGUAUGUGUUGGGGCAAUUGCAAAACAAAUAUGCUUCAGAUGCGCUCUCCAGGGUACUUAAGGAUGUGAAUGAGCAUCCUAUGGUCAGACAUGAAGCAGCUGAGGCCCUUGGCUCAAUCGCAGAUGAGGAGUGUGUCUCUCUGCUUGAGGAAUUUUCCAAGGAUCCAGAGCCCAUUGUUUCACAGAGCUGUGAAGUUGCUUUAAGCAUGCUGGAAUUUGAACGUUCUGGCAAAUCAUUUGAGUACCUGUUUAUGCAGGCACCUCAAUUGCAGGAGGCAGCAUAAUGAUUGAUUGUAGUUUUGCUGAGAUAUGUAUUGUCAUCAUUGAGCUAUAUAAUUGGUAGAAAUUAUGAGUACCACCUUCCUUAUAUCGGUAAAAGCAGCAACAUAACUUUAGUGUACGAUUGAUUAAGAACAUAAAAUUUGGGAUAAAACAAAAAUAAGGAGAAGAAAGCUCUAAAAUUCAAGCAAAAAAGGAGCACAAUACGUCCACUACCACCCUUGGAUACACCGGUCCAUGCCUGUUCGCUGGGGCCUGGGAGCCUGCGACUUGGGCCUGUCCAGUCCAGUCAAUGUUCUAUUUUUAUUAUUUGUAUUUUUCCAAAUUUCAAGCUUUUAAUUAAUGUUUAAUCACUUUUACUUCAUACUUAUUUUUAAAAAAUGUUAUUUACUUUUAAGAAACCUUUGAUUUUUUUGGAUCAUUUAUCUUGAAAAAUCAUUGUUCUAAAAAAAUGCAUCAUCAUAGCAACAAGACACGACUUCGACCUUCCAAAACCCCAAAGAUGGUAUUGUUAGGAGUCACACAACAACUCAAGAUAAG